Molecule: messenger RNA, 903 nt
Organism: Akanthomyces muscarius
Lineage: Eukaryota; Fungi; Ascomycota; Sordariomycetes; Hypocreales; Cordycipitaceae
Exons: 1
Coding region: 1-903 (300 amino acids)
Cellular component (GO): cytoplasm
Molecular function (GO): phosphoadenylyl-sulfate reductase (thioredoxin) activity
Source: RefSeq, a predicted model, not a curated record
AUGACACAAAGCUCGCCCAUGUCCUUCCAUGAGGACAAGAUGGACAACCACGACAUCGAGUCGGGGUACGUCUCCGGCCAGGACGGCGAGGUCCCGGUCAAGCCCGCCUCUUCACCCCUCAUUUCCCUCAGCAAGCCCCAUGUCGAGUAUCUCAACGACCAGAUGGAGUCGAUGCACCCCAUGGACAUUCUCCGCUUCUGCAAGAUCAUGUUCCCCAACCUCUACCAGUCGACCGCCUUUGGCCUGACCGGCCUUGCCACCAUGGACAUGCUGUCCAAGAUCCAGGCCGAGAGCCCGAGCUCCCGCACCGUUGACCUCAUCUUCCUGGACACCCUGUACCACUUCAACGAGACCUAUGACCUGGUCGAUCGCGUCAAGGCUCGCUACCCCAACGUCCCCGUCCACGUCUUCAAGCCUGACGGUGCCGACACGCCUGAGGAGCUGGAGGCGACGUACGGCGAGAAGUUUUACCAUGCCGCCGGCGAAAUGUACGACUACAUCGUCAAGGUCGAGCCUCUGCAACGAGCAUACGACACGCUCAACGUGGCUGCCGUCCUCAACGGCCGCCGUCGCUCCCAGGGUGCCGCCCGUGGCUCCAUCCCCAUCAUCGAGCUCGACGAGGAGCGCAACAUCAUCAAGAUCAACCCGCUGGCCGCCUGGAGCUUCUCGCAGGUCAACGAGUACAUCAAGGAGAACAACGUUCCCUACAACGCCCUCCUCGACCAAGGAUACAAGUCGGUCGGCGACUGGCACUCGACCGUCCCCGUCAAGGACGGCGAGGACGAGCGCGCCGGCCGCUGGAAGGGCCAGGCCAAGACGGAGUGCGGCAUCCACAACAAGAAGUCGCGCUAUGCUCAGUUCCUCGGAGACAUGGAGGGUAGCGGCCAGCAGAUUUCCGUUUGA